AUGGCCGUGCAUAGGAAGGACGUCUUAAAACUGCUUGAAUCACUCCAACAAAAAGAAAAGGAAAUGGAAAACGUCCGAAGCGAGAUGUCGGUGCUCCAAGGACGUCUCGACGUCUGUUCUGCGAAUUUGGCAACUCUGGAAGAAGAAGUUGCUUGGGUCAAUGCCACCUUCGAAAAAUGGUUCCAAGUGAGUUCAAGUUUAGAGUUUUUUCCUUUUUCCUGUGAUUUAUCAGAAAACAAAAUUAGUCGAACCAUUGAUCUGCAAACAAUUUUCUCUGAUUUCAGAAUGAUAGUCUCUUCGAGGAACUCCUGGAGAUGAUCAAAAAAGAUCAACCCUGAGAAGGAAGAGGGAAACAUGCCGGCCGAAGCAAAGAAUAGUCCCGGCGAAACCAAAAAGGACAGAUUCUUCAAAGUUUCAGAACAAGAGGUUUGAAAACUGAGCAGCUUUCAAAAAAUUAAACACGUCUUGAAGUUAAAACUGAUGACGAAUGUGGCGACUUUUCUAUUAGAAAGAACAAACGAUUGACUUGAACUGAAAUUUGAAUCAAAUAAUCAAACUUUCGGGAUUUUUUUCUGUUCAUUUGAUUUUUGAUUAUUAGCAACCAAUAAUACUUUCUUAUGCUCACAUUGUUCAUUUGAAAACUUUGAUAGAGUUUUUUUUAUUUAAGAAUUAGUUCAGCACAAAAAAACCCAUCUUUAUUAGGAACUAAUAAUUUAAUAGACGAGAACGUAACUAUCAGUACCAGUGGGACUCCUAAGAAAGGUACAAAAAAAUUAAACGAGAUUGAGUCGAUUGUCAAAUCAAUUCCAACAUCGACCAAUAGAUUAUUAUUCAAAAAUUUAUUAUUGAAAAAUGUGCGAAAAAUAAAUUACAAAUAUCGUUCAGAAAAAUUCAAAUGAGAUGUGUAGAAGAUGAUAAAAAAACAACUCAAACUCUCAAAGAUUUUGAUAGUCUCAUUUUGAAAAAUGAAAAAAUAGCAAUCUUUCUGUUUCUAGGCGCCUGUCGAAGCAAAAGAACAUGAAGAAAAAUCUCCCAAGGACAGAAAGAAGAAAUCGGUGACCCUAGUUGAACCAGAAACGGUUCAGAAAAAAAGGACGGCAACAAAUCAAAGGUAAAAAAAGAAAAAUUACUUUUAACUAAGUAAUAUUGUGUCAACUUUCACCUUGCACAAAUAUCUUCUUGUACUAAAACUUACAGAAACUGAAUUUCUUCUCUUCGUUAACCUACGAAAAGCUACUUUUGUCUUCGCAUGAUUAAUUCGGGUUUACGGCUGUGAAUGAAAGCUGAAUGACGUGAAAAAAAGAGAAUUUUUUUACUUUCUAUUCAGGUUCAUAUGAAAUAUGUGAUUAAGGUAUUUAUUCCCGAUGAGGGUUUUUUUUAACAACCUAAACUGAUAAUAGAUUUCUGUUCAAUAAAAAUUCGUAAGUUACAGAAUGUUUCGGUCAGUCAUUCGCGUCGGAGCGCCUACGACGUCGAUUCUGACGGCGAAUUUACCUCUGCCGACCCUUGGUAAUCGAGAAAAGCCACCGGUUCGGAUCUGUGCACGUCUCCAUCUACGGUCUUCUCGAGACGCUCUACUACUCAUCUUCUUAUUGUUUUAA
Molecule: messenger RNA, 1601 nt
Organism: Caenorhabditis auriculariae
Lineage: Eukaryota; Metazoa; Nematoda; Chromadorea; Rhabditida; Rhabditidae
Source: the annotation of a GenBank genome assembly